Coprinopsis cinerea okayama7#130 is the source of this 1637-nucleotide messenger RNA. RefSeq lists its product as hypothetical. NCBI's taxonomy places the organism in Eukaryota, Fungi, Basidiomycota, Agaricomycetes, Agaricales, Psathyrellaceae. The transcript has 3 exons. The coding region runs from base 126 to 1637 and encodes 503 amino acids. The record is from RefSeq and is a predicted model, not a curated record.
CUUUACUUGUCCUUUAAUUUCAAGAGCCAGGCCCCAGAGAGUCCGCCCAUUCUACACAACAUCCCAUUUCAACAAUUACCCUUCAGCCAUUCAAAUAAUCGUUUGCCACCCAUAUAUCUAUCCAAAUGUCCACCACAGCCAACAACAACAACCGUGCUUCCCUUCUCGCCGGUCUUCGCACAGGCGGGGUCCGCUCAGCUUCCCUCAACGUUCCACACACAGCUGCUCCAACCGGCUCCUUCAACAUCAACCGCGCACCUUCCUACUCUAACCCCGCUUACUUCCCAGAGGAAGACGAGGAUCAAUUUGUCGAACUCCCGGCUCACCACCACCCCAUGUUCGCCAACAGAGGUGUCCCAAUGACCGCCGCCGUCGAUGGUCCCAACAAUCGCUUCGCUCAGCAACAGGCCAGGCCGAUGAACUACAACAACGUCCCAAUGACGCCCAAUUUUGUCCCUGGUAUGCCCAAUGGCGCUCAGCCAAACCCCAUGCAGAUGCAAAUGCUGCACCUUGAGAUGCUUAGGAUUCAGCAGGCCCUCCAGGCUCAACAGGCCCAGCAAUACCAAGCAGAAAUGUUGGCCCAGGCUCAGCGUCAGCAACAGUUGCAACUCCAACAACAGCAACAGCAGCAAGCCCCUCAGAGGCGCACCAGUCUUGGAUUCAACCCACCUGCCACCGCUGGCCCCAUGACCAACUCCUUCGAUUUGCGUGCCACCGCUAUGAGCGCUCAGAUGCGCCGUGCCAACCAGGCUGACCAGCUCAGAGCGCAGCUCGGAGUCGCCGGUGGCGCUGCUGAAGAUCAGGUUCCCAUGACUGCUGCUCUCGGUGGUCGAUUCGGCAGUCGUAGCGUCAGUCUCAAUGUUGGUCACGACGAUCUUGGAAACGCUCCCCCGCUCACUCCAUCCACCACCGUCAUCAGUGGUGGCACUUCUCUCGGGGCCGUCCCUUCCAAGUCAGACAGCGCUUCUUCGUGGAGACGUGGAGGGAACAACAAUUCCGUUUUGAGCGGCAACCGAACAGUUUCCUCGCCGGCAGUCAAGAUCACCCCUCCCCCUGGUGAAUCGGCUACUCAAACCCGACGCAUUUCGCCGCCUCCCGGUCUCUCUGCCCCUUCGAGCAACGGAACCAAUGCGGGCCCUAAAUUCCGACCUCAGCCUCUCCGAUUCAGUCCUGCUGUCGCCCAACAUGUUCCGGCAGUGACCAUUGACACCACCACGGACGAUGAUACCGACGCGGAUACCCAGUCCCAAUCAUCUGGAUCAAGCGUCAAGUCAUCCUCUCCCACCACCCCUCGCUCUUCAUCCUCCAAUGACAUGCCACUCUCGCCGCGCGAAGAAGCAAGCAAAAAGUUGUACGAGGGCUUGGGUAUCGGACGCCCUGUCUCCGCUGUUGCCGAGACCCAGGCUGGGUACCCCGUUAACCCUGUUAUUUCAGUCACAGCUCCAGCAGUCGCUGCCGUUGCCAAUAACCACAGGAUGGUUAGUGCCAGCCAGCCGACCAGGCAGCCCCGUGGGCCACCUUCGGGCACUGAAGAGCUCGGACCCAAGAACUUUGCCACCAGAAUCAGGAGGAAGGCGAUCGGUGGACUGGGCGUGUUGAUGGAUGCACGAGAGAGGAGAGAAGUCGAGGUGUACUGA